Messenger RNA from Dioszegia hungarica, 1530 nucleotides. Its product is annotated as art-4 protein. Gene Ontology annotation, molecular function: RNA endonuclease activity. The record is from RefSeq and is a predicted model, not a curated record. Gene Ontology annotation, biological process: ribosomal small subunit biogenesis; maturation of SSU-rRNA. Lineage: Eukaryota; Fungi; Basidiomycota; Tremellomycetes; Tremellales; Bulleribasidiaceae. The transcript has 6 exons. The coding region runs from base 1 to 1530 and encodes 509 amino acids. Gene Ontology annotation, cellular component: preribosome, small subunit precursor.
AUGGUCAUGUCCUACAGCGCAGUAGCGCAGCCCAACGCGGAUACUCCGAAAGUCAUGUCCAUCGCGUCGAAGACCUCGCCUUCGCCUUCGACGGCAGUACAGCCGUCAUCAUCAGCGACCGAAGAUGCACCGGCCUCCUCAUCCACCCCGACCCUUCCGGCCUCGAGUUCCACAUCCACAUCCGCACCAGAAGCAGGGAGCAGCGCCAAGCCCCAAAUCAAACACCUUAUCCUGGACGCCGGUCCCUUAUUAUCACUCACGCCCCUCCGCCACCUCGCCGAAAAGCUGUAUACGACCCCCGCUGUUCUGGCAGAAUUGAGGGAUCCGAAAGCAAGGGAAUACUUUAAGCGGAUACAAGGUGGGAUGGAGGGCGUGAAUGUGGAGGUUGUGCAGCCUACGGGAGAGGCUAUGGCGAGGGCAGUAAUCGCAUUCGCCAAGAAGACAGGAGACUAUGCUGUGCUUAGUACGACCGAUCUGGGUGUCAUCGCCUUGACGCUGCAGUAUGAGAUGAAGGAGAAUGGACUGGAGGGGAUAAGGCUGGAGCCAGGGAAGAAGGGACCUGCUGGUGCAAAGGCGCCAGCUCAGGCGGAGAGCGAUGAUGAGGAAGAAGCAGAGGAGCAUGACGAGGAGGAAGAUGGCGCGGAGCCGAAUGCAGCAGGGGGAGCGUCAAACGAGAUCGAAACCGCACCGUCUGCCUCCCUCGACUCUGCAUCCUCAGCCGCUGUGCAGAUGAACGACCUCACCCUCUUCUCUCCACCCUCGGCAGAACCUACCUCCUCGAGUCCAUCCUCAUCUAUAUCUCCACCAUCCGCCCCUGCCUCCGCGCCAGCGCCAGCCUCAGCCCAGGCUGAUGACGACGACUCUGACUCUGACGCUGGCGAAUGGAUCACACCCUCCAACGUCUCGGUCCACCGUUCCCGGGACCUCGGACACCUCCCCGAAGGCGGUCAUGCAUCCCUCAAAGAAAUCACCGCGGCGUGCAUGACGGGCGACUUUGCCGUCCAAAACGUACUGCUCGCGAUGGGUUUAGGACUGGUCGGUGAGGGCGGGAAGCGGAUAAGUAAAGUCAAGAGCUGGGUGUUGAGGUGUCACGCAUGUUUCAAGACAUGUAAAGACCCCUCCAAGAAGUUCUGCCCAUCAUGCGGCAACCCGACCCUCCUCCGUACAUCCACAACAACCACCGCCAAUGGCAAAACCCACCUCCAUCUCAAGAAGAACUAUCAGUACAACCUUCGCGGGACCAAGUUUACUAUUCCGGAUGCCAAGCCCGGAAGGGCAAAGGGGCAGCUCAAAGGCGGGACGGGGCUGAUUUUGAGGGAGGAUCAGAGGGAGUGGACGGAUGCUGUCAAGAUGGAGGAAGGGAGGAGGGGGAAGGAGGAGAAGAAGAUGUUGAAGGGUUGGGAUGAUCCGGAUUGGAUGCCUGAGAUUAUCACGGUGGGCAUGUCGGGGAAGGGACGGAUGGGGUCGCAUGGGCUGCCUAAUAUUGGACAUGGGCGGAAGAAUCCCAAUAUCGCCAAGAAGAAGAGAUGA